This is a messenger RNA of Paramecium sonneborni, 2311 nucleotides long. NCBI's taxonomy places the organism in Eukaryota, Ciliophora, Oligohymenophorea, Peniculida, Parameciidae. The record is from the annotation of a GenBank genome assembly.
AUGGCAUUCUAUUCCUGGUUUGUAGAGUUAUAUUAAGAAAAUGAAACGAUUGGUGAUUUGGAAAUAUCAACAAACUCAACAAAUUCAAUUCCUACAUAUUAUAGUAGAUUCUAUUUACAUUAGACUAGCGCUGCUUUGCAAUAGUGCUUUGCUCAACUAAACUGAUUCCAAUAUCUAGAUAUAUAGUGAUGGUGCAUACUAUUACAUCCUUUAGAAUGAUAUGUUGAUUUGCACAAUGGCAUAUCAUUAAUCAGAAUACCUUGAAGCUAUAAAUAACAAUCUAGGAUAUUCUAUAUAAUAAAUUAAGAGUCACACUUAGAUGAGUCAAUCAUUGAAGUAGGAUAAUAGUAAAAUAUUAUAAAUAACAUUGUCUUUGGCAGCAAUAGAAUUUGUUUUAAUAAUCGCUGCCAUAAAUUAUUAUGCAAAAUCUAUAGCUCUGAUAGUAGCUUCUCCAAUAGAUGAAUUAACGCAUUCUUUGAGAAAUAUAGAUCAAAAUAAUAUUGAUGAAUAUUUUUCAGAAAGAUUAUAAGGAGAAUCUUCUAAAUUGAUCCCUGAUGAAAUGAUUUUGCUGUUAAGAAGCGUUUAUGACUUUAUUGGAAUAGUCAAAAUUGCAAAUGAAGCAUUUAUUUAGGGUAAUGAUGGUUAAGCAAUCAUUGGAUAUGCAGUUGCUAAUUAAUUUUAUUUAGAAAAUGGAAAUAAACUUGGAGCAGGUGUAAUUUAAAAUAAUAUGGGCGUUAUUCAUAUAAGAAAUAGAAGAUUUCAAGAAGCCAUAUUUUGUUUUAAAGAAGCUAUAAUAUGCAUAGAAAAUGAAUGGGAAAAAUACAAACACAAAUAUUAGAGUGUCGGAAUUAAUGAAGAUGAAUUAAUUAUUGAUUAAGAAUAUUAAAAUUUAAGUAAAAUUGUUUUCAAUAGAUGUUUUAACCUUUGUGAAGCUUUGGGUGAAUUCUUACUAUCUGAGAUUUUAGAACUUUAGGAAUUACUAUUUUCUCAUAAAACCUAACGCAAAUCAUUGUUUAAUAUGGAAAAUAUGAUGUAUGCCUAGCUUGAGAAUACUCAUGCCAAUAGGCAAAAGGCUGUUUCAGUAUUUAAUUAAGACUAAGAUGAAGAGCAGGAAUCAAUUGAAAAGAUUAUCAAAAUAAAAGGAAAUGCUAAAAGAAAUGUGUAAGACCUUUAAAAAUUAAAUGACAUUAUGUACACUAUCCGUUCAAAAUUUUUGGGCACUCAUGAUUUUCACAAUAACAUCAUUAUUCACAACAUCGAAACUGUUACUGAAAAGGAUAUAGAGUUCCUUAUUCAUUAACUGUGGAGAGACACCAUUAGAACAUACGAGUAUUGCUAAGAAAUAAUGUAGUUUCACUUGAAUAAGACUAAAUAGAAGUAAUUAUAUAUUACUCUAAAAUUAAUUAUUGGCAAUUUAUAAAAUGGGCAUAUGAGUAAAAGUGAAGAUUUAAUAUAAAUUGCUUAUGAACAAUACAAUAAAAUCUAGCAAGAAAACGAUGAUCGAGAAUUAGGGCAUAUUUCGCUUCUUGAAUAGAAACUUUACCUAUCUCAUGGACUUAUACUUUAUAAAAAAAAUAUUAAGUUAGAGGCAGCCUAAUUGCUUGUAAAAUCUUUAUGUGUAUGUGGUACAUUUAGUAGUAGAGAUAGAUUAUAAGCUUUAGUUAUGUUGAAAGCAAUAUUUUAAUACUACAAUUAACCACUUGCCAAAAUUAAUGAUUUUUUAAUUUAGUAUCAGCCUAUUGCGAAAGACUGGAUAUUCGUUUUAGAUGGAAGCAAAAAUAUGAAGCAGGACUUAGCUAUUGUAAGAGCUACUCGAACUCUUCAUAAAAUUAUUAAGAAUAUUCAUUCUCCGAACGAUAGAGUUAGUUUUGGAAUUCUAAGGGAGAACUACUAUGAAUUUACUCCUCUAAUUGGUAAAAUUGAUAAUGCUGCCUACAUCGAUAAAACAUUCUAAUUGAUUCCAAAACCAAAAGGAAUUUGUAAUACUAACCUAUUAAGCUCAAUUGCUGAUAAGUAUUAAGCUCAUCCUAAUUUAAUUACUAUAGGAAAUAAUAGAUAUUUAACCAAAGACGGAGUUGCUUUUAUGAGAUACAAAAAAGUCAUAAUAUUCGCUUGCUGGAAGUGCGAAAAUGUUCCAAUCAAACCCCAAGAUGAGUUUAUAAUUAUUCAUUUUGGGCGAGAUUUUGAGAAGCUAUAAGAAGAGUAAAGAAAUGUAUUGUUAGAAGAGGAUUGGAAUAAAGUCUUGAACAAAUAUCAGUAAUUGUUAACAGAGUAGAACGAUAGCAAUUACUUCUUAGAAUAAAUAUUAUGA